Molecule: messenger RNA, 4750 nt
Organism: Cuculus canorus (common cuckoo)
Lineage: Eukaryota; Metazoa; Chordata; Aves; Cuculiformes; Cuculidae
Gene: DHX36
Product: DEAH-box helicase 36
Exons: 25
Coding region: 69-3029 (986 amino acids)
Cellular component (GO): nucleus; cytoplasm; intracellular anatomical structure
Molecular function (GO): ATP binding; G-quadruplex RNA binding; DNA helicase activity
Source: RefSeq, a predicted model, not a curated record
GUGGGCGGGUCGCCGGGGCGGAAGUGCGGCGGCGGAGGAGGCGGUGCGCGGGCGGCUGCCGGGCGGCCAUGAGCUACGAGCAUCGCCGGGAUUGGGGCCGCGGUCGCGGCCGGGGCGGCAGCAGCGAUGGCGGCGCUACCUCCGCCUCCUCGGACGGAGCGGGCCACGGGGGCCGCGGCGGCGGCCGGGGGCGCCACCCCAGCCACCUCAAGGGCCGCGAGAUCGGGCUGUGGUACGCGCGGAAGCAGGGCCAGAAGAGCAAAGAGACGGACCGGCAGCAGAGAGCUGUUGUGCGCAUGGAUGAACGCCGGGAAGAACAGAUCGUGCAGCUGUUGAACACUGUCCAAACUAAAACCGAAAAGGAGCAAGAAGCCAUGUCAUGGUGGUCUGGGGAUGAAGAAGGGCCUACACCAGAACAGCCGGCAAAAGCGAAACCAGAGGCUGAGAAAGCUCCUGUAAGACAGAGACCGGUCUUGGAGAAAACAUUUCUUGAUCAGGAUGUGGAAUAUCUCUUUGAAAAAAAUGAGCAGGAUACUGAUUUAGACGAGCAACUUAAAGAAGACUUAAGAAAGAAGAAAUCUGAUCCUAGAUAUAUUGAAAUGCAGAGAUUCCGAGAGAAACUUCCUUCAUAUGGGAUGAGACAGGAACUUGUAAACCUUAUAAACAAUAAUCGAGUAACAGUGAUAAGCGGUGAAACUGGUUGUGGGAAGACAACCCAAGUUACACAGUUCAUCCUGGAUGAUUACAUAGAGCGAGGGAAGGGCUCGACGUGCAGGAUCGUUUGUACGCAGCCCAGGAGGAUCAGCGCUAUCUCGGUGGCAGAGAGAGUUGCUGCUGAAAGGGCAGAAGCGUGUGGUAAUGGCAGGAGUACAGGAUACCAAAUUCGUCUGCAGAGUCGGUUACCAAGGAAACAAGGUUCAAUUUUAUACUGUACCACAGGAAUUGUCCUACAGUGGCUCCAGUCAGAUAAGCACUUGUCCAGCAUUAGCCAUGUAGUCCUUGAUGAAAUUCAUGAAAGAAAUCUUCAGUCAGAUGUUUUAAUGAGCAUUAUUAAAGAUCUUUUGAAUAUUCGUUUGGAUCUGAAAGUAAUACUGAUGAGCGCAACUUUAAAUGCAGAGAAGUUUUCAGAGUAUUUUGAUCAUUGCCCAAUGAUUCACAUACCUGGGUUCACUUUCCCUGUGGUGGAAUAUCUUCUCGAAGAUGUAAUAGAGAAGUUGAGGUAUACUCCAGAAAACACCGACCGUCGGCCACGGUGGAAGAAAGGCUUCAUGCAAGGGCACGUGAGCAGACCAGAAAAAGAAGAAAAAGAGGAAAUCUACAGGGAACGAUGGCCAGAGUACUUACGGCAGCUGCGGGGCAGGUACUCACCCAGUACUAUAGAUGCCUUGGAAAUGAUGGAUGAUGACAAGGUCGACCUUGACCUUAUAGCAGCACUUAUCAGACACAUUGUUUUGGAAGAAGAGGAUGGUGCAAUUCUAGUGUUUCUUCCAGGCUGGGACAACAUUAGUACUUUGCAUGAUCUCCUGAUGUCACAAGUGAUGUUUAAAUCAGAUAGGUUUAUUAUCAUACCUUUACAUUCACUGAUGCCUACUGUUAACCAGACCCAGGUGUUUAAGAAGACCCCGCCAGGAGUAAGGAAAAUCGUGAUUGCUACCAACAUUGCAGAGACUAGCAUUACGAUAGAUGACGUGGUGUUCGUUAUAGAUGGUGGGAAAAUAAAGGAAACUCACUUUGACACACAGAACAACAUCAGCACAAUGGCAGCAGAGUGGGUUAGUAAAGCUAACGCCAAGCAGAGGAAAGGUCGUGCAGGAAGAGUUCAGCCAGGCCACUGUUACCAUCUAUACAAUGGACUACGUGCCAGCCUUCUAGAUGAUUAUCAGUUACCAGAGAUCUUGAGGACGCCUUUGGAAGAGCUCUGCUUACAAAUCAAGAUUCUAAAGCUUGGUGGAAUUGCUUAUUUUCUGAGCAAGCUAAUGGAUCCACCAUCUCGUGAUGCUGUAAUGUUGGCCAUAAACCAUCUAAUGGAGCUGAAUGCUUUGGACAGACAAGAAGAACUGACUCCCCUAGGUGUGCAUUUAGCACGAUUACCAGUUGAACCGCAUAUUGGAAAAAUGAUACUCUUUGGAGCUUUAUUCUGCUGCUUGGAUCCAGUACUUACGAUUGCAGCUAGCCUCAGCUUCAAAGACCCUUUCGUCAUUCCUCUGGGCAAAGAGAAAGUAGCAGAUGCAAGAAGAAAGGAGCUGUCAAAGAACACUAAAAGCGACCAUCUAACUGUGGUGAAUGCUUUCAUGGGCUGGGAAGAGACUCGGCGCCGUGGUUUCAGAACUGAGAAAGACUAUUGCUGGGAAUAUUUCCUGUCUUCAAAUACGCUCCAGAUGCUGCAUAACAUGAAAGGACAGUUUGCUGAACAUCUCCUUGCAGCUGGAUUUGUGAACAGCAGAGACCCCAAGGAUCCCAAAUCCAAUACCAACUCAGAUAAUGAGAAGUUGCUCAAAGCGGUCAUCUGUGCUGGCUUAUAUCCAAAAGUUGCAAAGAUCCGGCCAAGCUUCAGCAAAAAGAGAAAAAUGGUGAAAGUCUGCACCAAGACAGAUGGAACAGUUAAUAUUCAUCCUAAAUCAGUUAAUGUGGAAGAAACGGAGUUCCAUUAUAACUGGCUUGUUUACCAUUUGAAGAUGAGAACUAGCAGUAUUUACUUAUAUGAUUGUACAGAGGUCUCUCCAUACUGUCUCUUGUUCUUCGGAGGAGAUAUAUCUAUUCAGAAGGAUAAAGAUCAGGAUACAAUCGCUGUGGAUGAAUGGAUUGUUUUCCAGUCUCCGGCAAGAAUAGCAAACUUAGUUAAGAACUUAAGACGAGAGCUUGAUGAUCUUCUACAAGAAAAAAUAGAAAACCCUCAUCCUGUGGACUGGAAUGACAUUAAAUCCAGGGAUACAGCAGUACUGACAGCUAUUAUAGACUUAAUCACAACACAGGAGAAUGAAAGUGCCAGAAACUAUGCUCCACGAUUUCAGAGUGAACGCUAUAGUUGACACACUUUGAUAUCGAAGUAUCGAUAAAGCAAACAUUCACCUUUUUUUGUUUUGUUUUUUUUUUUUUUUAUAGCAUUUAUUUAGGUAGAGGAAAAAGGUGGGGUUUUUUUUUUUUAGGUUAAGCUGGUAAUUCCCUCAUGCUGAAGAGCAGUGAUUGCAAAAUAGUUGUUAAUAUCUGUAUAUGCAUGGUAAUGUGUGUUCAGUGUAGCUUUUUAAAUGAGAGACAAUGCAAUGCUCACAGUGUUAGGUGAUGUAUGGUUUUUGUCGUGCUGUAGCUUUUCUUUUUGUUUUACCCAUCAGGUAACAGUUAGAUAUUAAAAAAACCUGCUAAAAUACUGGUUAAUAAUGCUUAAACUGUUCUUGCUAUUGGUAGAAACAUCUCAAAAGACUUUCUUCUUAAUUGGGGGUGGUGAGCAAUUAUACUUGCUGUGUUAUUGCAGCUCUGCAGCAGUCUUCUCACCAAGGCUUCCACAGAAGGUAAUUAUAGCUUAAUUAAACUAAACUUGAAAAUACUUGCUAAAUUUGUACAGUGGGAGGAAACAGUCUUCAGGAGUACUCUGUUCCUCUGCCUUUCAUUCCAUUCAGUUAAUCUUUCUUCACUUUUAAAGCCUAUCUGUCAUUACUGCUGACAAAUUUCAGACUACAGAAGACAGAGUUAGGUAAAAGUCACGGUGGAAUACACUUUAAGGUGUCAUUCUAAUUAUCGUUAUUUUUAAACUGUCCAUGUAUGGGUUAUAAUAUUACAUUAAAAGCCUUUUCUUUAACGUGUUAUUCCAUAUGUUCUUAGUUCUUCAUGUUUUGAAUGCCAUUCUGUUCUGAAUGCUUCCAAAUAUGUAAGAACAUCACUUAGGAUUUUGAGUGGGGUGUUUAUUUGAGCAAUACAGUUCUGAUGGAGCUGCUGUUCCCUUGGAACCAGGGGGCUCUGGAUGUGGGAUUGGGCUUGGUUCCCUGCUGCUGGGAUCUGGGGCAGGAGAUGGAGCUGAGACAAAGGAUGGCUGUUUAAUAUGGACAGGUGCUGGCAGGCCUCUUACCUGCACUUUGCAGCUGUAGCUCUGCUAUUCAUAGAGUGGUUUGGGUUGGAAGGGACCUUAAAGAUCAUCUAAUUCCAACCCACUAUUCCUGGGAUUAUCCUUGAGGAACAAAGCUCUUACUUUUCCAGGCAAACAAAAUGAUGCACAACCCGUUCUCCUUGGUUUGGUUUGAUUUUAUUCCUUGUGCUUUGCAAAAAUGACCUUGAGUGCCAGGUGCAGGAGGGUUUAUGAGCCUUAUCCUGAAGAACUUGGAACUGCUCAGGUGAAACUGUUUCCAUUAACAGGGAGCAGAGGCUGCCAAGCUCAUUAUAUCUGCCCAGCUGCAAAAAAAACCCCUGUAUAAUUCGACCUCGCUCCCUCUAGUCGGUUUAAUUCAGCCCAGGUGCUGAGGGUGGGGUUCCCAACACUAUCGUGCUCUACGGCAGGUGGAUGCAGGAGGAUAGAGGAAACAAAACCUCCAGGGCUGCCUGGUUGGAGCUGCCUGGGGUGGUUGUGGGGAAGAGCAGAGCUGCGAGAAGCCUCUGGGACCCUCCAGACACUCGGGAUGCCGGUAAGAAGCGUGGGAAGUGGCAGUUCCCCCUGCCUCAGGGUGGGUGCGGAGCUGCUGGAGGUGAGCCCUGGAAUCGAAAGGGGGAAAAGUGAUGAAGUGUGUGGAAAUGGGAAUGUAAUGAGUGUGGUGCAGUAUCUCGG